CGGCGUUUCUUGAGGACUGCCAGAAGGCAUGGGGAAAGACGCUCCUUGGCUGGGCCAGGGGUGCAACCUGUGGCACGAUUGAAGGAGUCACCUGUGACUCUUCAGGCAUGAUUACCUCGAUAGAUUUGACAAGUACAACUCUUGAUGGGUCUAUCCCUAAUAGCAUUUCCUCGCUCACUUCAUUGAAAACACUGGCCAUGUCUAAUUGUGGGCUCAAAGGGUCUAUUCCAGCUGAAAUUCUAAGCCUCGUUUCAUUAAAGAUCUUUAAUGUGACAAAUAAUCAGCUCACCGGACCCAUUCCAGCCGCAAUUGGAAAGCUCACCAAUCUGAACGAACUAUCUGUCAGAAAGAACGCAUUGAAUGGCUCCAUUCCUGACAGCAUCGUGUUUCUCAGCGGACUAAAUUUUUUGUCUCUUUCACACAACAACUUCACGGGCUCCAUUCCUAACCAGAUCUCCAAGAUUUCUUUUGUCGAUAAUCUGUCUUUUGCAAUGAACCGUUUGACGGGCCCCAUCCCCGACAGCAUAUCCAAGCUUGAUCAGCUUUCUUUUCUGAGUCUUGCAAGCAACAAUUUGACGGGCUCCAUUCCCAACGGCAUCUCCGAGCUUUCUAAGCUCACUUAUUUAAAUUUCUCAUCCAAUUCCCUCAUUGGCCCCAUAGUCGUCGACUUUGUUUCCCGUAAUCGCAUCGCCUAUCUAAAUUACGCUGCUAAUAACCUGAGUGGGUACAUUCCAGCUAGUAUUGAACAACAAACUGCAUUGGAGUGCUUGUCUCUUUCAAACAACAAUUUGACGGGUCCCAUUCCUGAUGGCAUCUCCAUGCUUGCUCAACUCACUUCUCUGUCUCUGUCGAACAACAUCUUGGCGGGUUCGAUUCCCAAUGGCAUCUCCAUGCUUUCUUGGCUCACUUAUCUGGAUCUCUCAUCCAAUUCCCUCAGUGGCAACAUAUUCAGUGACUUUGAAUUGCUUGAUCGCCUCAACUAUCUAAACCUUUCUGAUAAUGAUCUCAGCGGUGAGAUUCCAGCUGAGAUUGGAGGCUUCACUUUAUUGAAGUACUUUGACGUCUCUGGCACCAACCUCGUAUGCCCACCUGACUACUCCGCCUGUGGCACAACACAAUCUCCCAACGCAGCCUUUUGUGGCACAUGUCAAUCCUUCUGCAAGACUUGCUACCAAUCUGCAGGAGGUGCGGGUACAGUGUCAUUGGGCGCCAUCAUUGGCAUUGUUGUUGCCGCUAUGGUCAUUCUCCUACUUCUUGGUGCAACUCUGCUUUACUUCACACACAAGAUCAAGCUGAAACCACAAGGCUCGGGGAGCAGCCUGGCAUCCUCGCACUGCACCGAAUUCUCACUAGCAGAAGUCCUCAAGGCCACCAACGACUGGUCCGAGGACAACCAGCUGGGCUCGGGUGCCUUUGGCGAUGUGUACAAGGGUGUGUCUCCCCGCGAUGGCAUUACCAUGUGGGCUGUCAAGCGCGCCAAGCUGAUCGACGUGGACUUUCAGAAAGAGAUCCAGCAGAUGGCCGACAAGAACCAUCCCAACAUUGUGAAGCUCCUUGGAUUUGCGAUCGGAGGAGACUUGAGGACUCGGCCAGAGCAAGUUCUGAUCUAUGAAUAUGUGCCCAAUGGCGACCUUCACAGAUGGAUUGGUCCAA
Messenger RNA from Closterium sp. Naga37s-1, 1653 nucleotides. The record is from the annotation of a GenBank genome assembly. Lineage: Eukaryota; Viridiplantae; Streptophyta; Zygnematophyceae; Desmidiales; Closteriaceae.